Molecule: messenger RNA, 519 nt
Organism: Panicum hallii
Lineage: Eukaryota; Viridiplantae; Streptophyta; Magnoliopsida; Poales; Poaceae
Exons: 1
Coding region: 1-519 (172 amino acids)
Source: RefSeq, a predicted model, not a curated record
AUGGCUUCACCGACCCCUUCGUCGUCGACCACAAUCACUGGCGCGGCCACUACUUCAUCUUCAAUAGCCACCGUCGCGAUGUUGAGGGACACCACCGUUGUCAGCCCUGGCAGUGAGCAUGCCGCCACGGUGCAGCACAUCAGUGCCGAGGGCGACACCACCACCAACUCGCCCACCAUAUGUUCGACUGAUUGCCUUAGCCCUGAUAUCGACGUGCUGAAGCCGAUCAGUGCAGCACCGACUUCCACUCUCGCACCUGCUGCCCCAAGCACAGAGGAAGACGGGAACAACUUGCUCGCAAGGUGUUCAAUGCAAGUUCACAACAGCAAUGCCGUGCUAACUAUUUCACCAACCUCGGCUGAUUCAUCACUGGACUCCAGCAAGGGCAGUUCAUUCGAGUACAGCAAGAUGAGGUACACCAUCAAUUCCACCCCAUCAUUCUCGAUGGGUGUUGUUCUGUCGUGCCUGGCCACCAAGGUUUAUGAUAUCCUGAAGGUGUUUGAGGUGAUUACUACUUAG